Molecule: messenger RNA, 1190 nt
Organism: Talaromyces stipitatus ATCC 10500
Lineage: Eukaryota; Fungi; Ascomycota; Eurotiomycetes; Eurotiales; Trichocomaceae
Exons: 3
Coding region: 116-1105 (329 amino acids)
Biological process (GO): DNA-templated transcription
Cellular component (GO): nucleus; RNA polymerase III complex
Source: RefSeq, a predicted model, not a curated record
AAGAGAGAUAACUACACCAUUUUUCGCUUAGCGUAAUCCUUGAUCCCUACUACCUGAGAAGUACAUACAGAAAACGCAACAAACAGAGCCGCCCGGUCUGUCUAAUACAAAGAGCAUGGACUCAUCAGACCCCAUUAUCGCCUCCUACGACGUCUUCCUCACCGACUCCGACAUCGAGCGCUACGUCUUCCAAUACCUCGACCGCGAAAUCGAAACUAAACACGGCAGCGGGGGUCCAUACGACCAGCGUCACGGGCAGAAACCUGUUUCCCUAAAACUCAAACCCAAGACUGGACUCGUCGAGAUUGAAGUGCCUAUAACAACCUCUGCGGGUGUCUAUGAUGUGAAUAGAGGGUUGAAAUAUGGAGAAGCUAUGAAGCAGUCACGCGUUUUGAGGGAAGGGGGUUCGUUUGGGUUGGCAGGGGGUUUUAAUACGCAACAUACAGGUGGUGGGGGUAGUAAUGGUGGGAGUCGAGUGAAGACUGAGCCUGGGGAGGGUGAUGAGAUGCAGGAUGUUAAAGGUGGGAAAAGUGGACAGACGAUUUUGAGGACGCAGACGCUUGCGGGGAGGAUGAAGGAGCCUGUGGAUGGGGAGCCGGUUUAUAUGCUUGGAGCUUUUAGAGGGUCUCAUUUCUUCCUUUCGCCAGUCUCGGCUCUGGUCCAGUUACGACCCCAGUUACAUCACAUCGAUGCCUCGGACGAAGCGUCUCGGAUACGACUUAUGCGUGGCAGGAAGGAUCUGGAUGAAGACGGAGGCCCAGUACAAGCCGAAGCUAGAGCAGUAGAUGUCAAAGUGAAAUCAGCAGAGGCUGGCGAGACUACUCCAGCGGGGAAUAUUGAGUUGUUGAAGAAGAUUCAGGAUGAUAAAUGGGAAACUUAUGAGUGGUUUGAUGCUGAGAGCGAAGAAGCAUGGGUUACGUAUGAGAAUUACAUGAUUCAUCAAGAACCCGAGGACCUGCCGCAAUUAGAGUCUGCGGUGGAUGGGGAGACUUAUUUGGAUGUCAUGAGUGCGCCGCGAGUCGAUCCUGCGCGUCCAGAGAUGACGGGUUGGGCGAUGAAGCAGAAUAGGAGGAAACAGAAGGGGUUUAUUGAUGUUGACGGUUGACCAGACCGUGUAGCGCUGAUAUUCAUCUAGGCAAUUCAAUCCCAAUAUAUAUGGCUCUGGUGGAGACACAGAGCAUCCCCCGAGC